AUAGGGUGCACUUAAAUCAGUUUCCCUUUGGACAGCUUGUCGAACAGUUGUACUGAAAUAAUAAAUCGCGAUCGAAAUGUGGAAGAAAGUGACUUUCUGUGUGGUCCUUGUGGCCUUUCUGGGUGUUCAGUUUGCCGAUGCGCUGACCUGCUACAGCUGUAACACCGUCGCAGGAUGUCGCAACCCCUCGACCCAAACGUGCACCAAUGCCACGGCCAAUGCCAAUAGGGAGUAUCUGGCGACGAUUCACAGCGAUGUGCCUACUGUGAACGGCAGCUUGAGCUUCUUGUGCGCCAAUUCCACCUACUACUAUUCCCAGAACAAUUCUCACAACUCCGAGUUCCUGGGCUGCGUAUUCCCUGCCACGAAUAUCUGCACGCUGAAUUUGACCAACACAGCCAACCAGAAUAGCUGGAGCAGGCACUGCUCCACCUGCAACACCGACUACUGCAAUCCAGCGGGAACCUUCAGCGGCAGCACCUACACCAUCUUGGGAUCUGCUGUUGCCCUGCUCCUGGCUAAGAUCCUCAGUUAGGCUACCAAAACACAAAUUCCAGAUGUAAUUAUUUAAAUAAAAUAAUAUUUACCAAACCUUAAA
This is a messenger RNA of Drosophila kikkawai, 598 nucleotides long. Its product is annotated as lymphocyte antigen 6B. Lineage: Eukaryota; Metazoa; Arthropoda; Insecta; Diptera; Drosophilidae. The record is from RefSeq and is a predicted model, not a curated record.